CAAGGAUCAUUCAGUCUAGUCUUGAGAUUAGAACGAAAGCUAUUACUUUCGAUUGCUCUCACACGCUCAUCCUUUCCUUGUACCAAUGUUUUAUUUUCAGAGGUUCUGUUCAAAGCAAAGGUGAAAAGAGUGAUGGAUUCUACUCAUGAGGCGUUUUUGUCUCUUUCUGAAGGCACUUUGAUUGAUGUUACUGCAAUAAAAUACAGCGACCACACCGAUCUGAUGGAGGGCGUGGUAAGAUACGGAAACUCAUUCAAUGCCAUUUGCUAUCACUGCCUUGUGAGAGGCGGAGGUGCAUAUCUGUACAGAAGGCUAUUAAACGAUACAGAGAAGUUUCAAUCAAAGGCAAACCAGGAAAGGGUAGAAAGGACAGUUUUUCUAAAGAUAGGAUUAUUAAAAUGGUCCGUUUGCGAAUCGAUAUGGGUGACCCAUCAAAAGGACGGCAAAGGAGCAGUACUUAUCGGUUUUGUCAAGGGUGGAUUGAACAAGCAGAAGCUCCAUAUCCACUCCUAUCGUAUACAGAAAUGGCGCUUCAAUUAUGAUCUCGACAGGCAAUGA
Molecule: messenger RNA, 558 nt
Organism: Haemonchus placei
Lineage: Eukaryota; Metazoa; Nematoda; Chromadorea; Rhabditida; Trichostrongylidae
Source: the annotation of a GenBank genome assembly